AUGGCGCCAUCCAAAGGGAAAGGGAAACGAAGCCGCCGCACGUCGAGCGUCGCACCUCCAGCGUCACUAGUGCCACUGCCACGCAUUGUAUCAGAUACAGACAAUGUUACUGAUGCACGGCCACGUGUUCAGGAGCUUUUUCGUAUGUUGAAUGAUGCUAAUGCGCCUGCUUUGGGUGUUCAUACUGAUGGUUGUGUCGCCCUUUGGAACCCACGUAUGGAAGAUAUGACGGGAUUUGAAGCGAUCUAUGUGAUUGGUCGACCAUUAGCUGAUUUUGUGUACGGUAUGCAACGGAAACAGGAAGUGAUUGAGAUACUGGAGGCUUGUAUUGAAACCAAGAGACCGGAAUUAGAGCUACGUAUUCCACUACGGAAUACAAAGGGACGAAAUGCUCAAGUCCUGACGAAUAUGACACCACUCUUGGCUGAGGAUGGCUCGUGUAUUGGUGUCUAUGGUGUUGGUCAAGAUGUUACAGAGUGGGCGAGUCAGGAGAAACAGUAUGCGACAGUGAUGAUGCAGGCCAAUGCACCAAUCAUUGAAUUGGAUAAAGAAGGCAAUAUUACUGUCUGGAAUACCAAAACAGCAUCCAUGACGGGUUAUACCAGUGCUGAUAUGGUUGGUGAACCACUGCUACCUGUCGUGGACGAAAGUUUCCGCAAGAUCGUGUCGGAAAAGAUUGGUCAGGCAUUGACAGGCACUCCUGGUGCUGAUUUUGAACUGCCUCUUGUAACAGCGAGAGGGUCGAGAGUGGAAAUUGUGCUGUGCUUGACGCCGAGAUUUGACACUCUGGGAUCAGUCAUGGGGGUCGUUGCUAUUGGACAAGAUGUGACCGAAAGGAACACGAAGGAGAUGGAGUACAGAAAACUUAUUGAGACGGCGAACGCGCCAAUUUUUGGUGUAGAUACGGAAGGACGGGUCGUGAUUUUUAAUGCCAAAGCAGCACAGAUUAGCGAGUACGCACCGGAAGAAGUUAUGGGUGUGGAUCUAGUAGAUACACUUAUUUCGGAAGAUUUUCGACCUGCCGUUGCUGCUGUUUUUCAUAGCGCAUUUCAGGGAACGGAAACCGCAAACUUUGAGUUUCCAUUGGUGAACAAAACUGGUCGAAAAGUAGAGAUUCUGCUGAACGCGACACCUCGAUAUGAUCACACAGGCAAACUAGUGGGUGUCGUUGGGAUUGGACAGGACAUCACGGAUCGUAUUAUUCAGGAGAAGGAGUACAGUCGGUUGAUUGACACAGCUAAUGCUCCAAUUUUUGGUGUGGAUUUGAACUAUAAGGUAAUAAUCUGGAAUAAGAAAGCAGCAGCAAUUACAGAAUACACAAAUGAAGACACAAUUGGUCAGGAUCUGUUCAAGUUCAUAUCUGAAGACUACCGGGAUGCCGUUGCUGAGGUUUUUUUAAAAGCCCUUGAAGGAACAGGAACAGCAAAUUUUGACUUUCCACUAAUCACAAAAAGUGGUCGCCGACUUGAGAUCUUGCUCAAUGCGACACCGAAGUACGAUCAUUUUGGCAACAUUUGUGGAGCUGUUGGAAUUGGUCAAGACAUUACAGACAGACGCGCUCAAGAGCAGGAGUAUACACGUCUUAUUGAUACAGCUAAUGCGCCAAUCUUUGGAGUGGAUGAAAAAGGGUGUGUGAAUAUUUGGAACCGUAAAGCCGCUGACACAACACAGUACUUUAAUGAAGAAGUACUUGGGGCCAACUUAGUCGAGAAUUUUAUUCCAGAGGAUUUUAGGGAGGCAGUGUGGACAGUAUUAUCUCAGGCACUGGAAGGACAAGAGACGGCAAACUUUGAAUUUCCGCUGAUCACAAAGGACGGCCGUCGUGUGGAGAUUUUGCUAAACGCUACGCCGCGCUACAACGAAAAAGGUGUUGUGAUUGGCGUUGUUGGUAUCGGGCAAGAUAUCACCAUUCGAAUGGCUCAGGAGCAGGAAACAAAUCGGCUAAUCCACGCGGCAAACGCUCCAAUAUUUGGUGUUGAUCGGGACGGCUUGGUGAACAUUUGGAAUCUUAAAGCAGCAGAAAUCACUCAGUACUUUGCCGAAGAAGUUAUGGGAAAGGAUCUAGUCAACCGCUUUGUUGCGGAAGAAUAUCGAGCCACGGUUCAGUUGGAGCUGCAAAGAGCCCUCAAAGGAGAGCAGACAAGCAAUUUCGAUUUCCCGCUUAUCACCAAAACGGGGAGGCGAGUUGAGAUUUUGCUGAACGCAACUCCCAGGUAUGAUGAGCUUGGCCAGAUCUUUGGUGUUGUGGGCAUUGGUCAAGACAUUACAGAGCGAAUUGCGCAGGAGCAGGAACUCAUUCGCUUAAUUGAUACUGCCAAUGCCCCGAUCUUUGGAGUUGAUUCGGAAGGAUGUGUGAACAUUUGGAACAAAAAGGCUGCUGAGAUUAUGCAGUAUCCAGCCGAUGCCGUCAUGGGCGAGCACCUUGUAGAGAAGUUCAUUACUAAAGACUACCAGGAGGCUGUGAGUUAUGUACUUUCUGAAGCUCUUAACGGUGUUGAAACUGCAAAUUUUGAGUUUCCAUUGAUUACAAAAACGGGUCGAAGAGUCGAGAUCCUUUUGAAUGCUACACCACGGUACAAUGAACAUGGAACAGUCAUUGGCAUGGUUGGUAUCGGACAAGAUAUCACGGACCGGAUUGCACAAGAGCAAGAAUACAUGAGGUUGAUUGAUACUGCCAACGCACCGAUUUUUGGAGUGGACUCUGAUGGACACGUCAAUAUAUGGAAUCGAAAAGCAGCGAAUAUUAUGCAGUUUACAAACGGGGACGUGUUGGGCAAGGAUCUUGUUGCUGAGUUCAUCUCCGAGGAAUAUAAGGUUCCCGUUCGCUGCGUAUUGGAGAAAGCAUUUCAAGGUGAGGAGACGGCCAACUUUGAGUUUCCGCUGAUUACAAAGUCUGGCCGGCGAGUGGAAAUAUUGCUGAACGCGACCCCGCGUUACAAUGAGCAAGGAGAGGUGAUGGGUAUGGUUGGAAUUGGUCAAGAUAUUACGGACCGGAUUGCCCAAGAGAAAGAAUACAUGCGCCUUAUUGACACAGCCAACGCUCCAAUUUUUGGCGUUAAUUCCAAUGGUCUAGUAAAUAUAUGGAAUCGAAAGGCUGCAGACAUUAUGCAGUACACUACUGAAGACGUACUUGGUAAGGACCUCGUUGCUGAGUUUAUUUUAAAAGAGUAUCAAGUACCAGUUCGCAGUGUUUUGGAGAAGGCAUUUGAAGGAGUGGAGACAGCUAACUUUGAGUUUCCAUUGAUUACAAAGGCGGGCCGACGAGUGGAGAUUUUGUUGAAUGCUACUCCACGCUACAAUGAGCAAGGUGAGGUGAUGGGCAUGGUGGGUAUUGGGCAGGAUAUAACAGACCGCAUUGCCCAAGAGCAAGAGUAUAGCCGCUUGAUCGACACGGCCAAUGCCCCUAUUUUUGGCAUUGAUGCCAACAUUCAUGGGAAAAAAUACGUUGAAACGUUUAUCGCUCGCGAGUACCAAGCUAUCGUGUAUGACAUUAUGUCGAAAGCAUUGCAUGGAGAUGAAACGGCAAGUUUUGAGGUGCCAGUGAUUACCAAGACCGGCCGAAAGCUAAACAUCUUGCUGAACGCUACAGCUCGUUUUGAUCAGCAUGGACGCAUUGUUGGUGUCGUGGGGAUUGGUCAGGAUAUCACUGAUCGAAUUGCACAGGAGGAGGAAUACGCGAGACUAAUUGACUCUGCCACCGCGCCAAUUUUUGGCGUUGAUGCCCAUGGUCUCGUAAAUAUUUGGAACAAAAAGGCAGCUGAGAUUACGCAGUACACACCAAAUGAUGUAAUGGGCAAAAAUUUGGUGAAAAAAUUUAUUACAGAGGAUUACCGCGAAGCGGUGGGUCUUGUGUUGUCGAAGGCCUUGGAAGGCGUCGAGACGGCAAAUUUUGAGUUCCCCUUGAUGACAAAGUCUGGUCGUAGGGUGGAAAUACUUUUGAACGCUACGCCGAGGAACGACGAACAUGGAGAAGUGAUUGGCAUGGUUGGCAUUGGACAGGAUAUUACUGACCGGAUUGCGCAAGAGAAGGAAUACAUGCGUCUUAUUGAUACGGCAAAUGCCCCAAUUUUUGGCGUAGACUCAAAUGGUUUGGUGAAUAUUUGGAAUCGGAAGGCUGCUGACAUUAUGCAGUACACGACUGAAGACGUACUAGGAGAGGACCUUGUGGCGAAGUUUAUUUCUGAAGAGUAUCGAGUCGCCGUUCGAUGUGUUCUGGAAAAAGCUUUUGAAGGUAUAGAGACAGCGAACUUUGAGUUUCCAUUAAUUACAAAGGCAGGCCGACGAGUAGAAAUUCUGCUUAAUGCUACGCCUCGUUAUAACGAACAGGGCGAAGUGAUGGGCAUGGUGGGUAUUGGUCAGGAUAUUACAGAUCGUAUUGCGCAGGAACAAGAGUAUGGCCGACUUAUCGAUGCGGCAAAUGCCCCGAUUUUUGGUAUUGACGCCAACAUGUGCGUAAAUAUUCUGAAUAAUAAAGCGGCGCAGAUCACAAAUUACGCAGUCGAGGACGUUUUGGGGGAGAAAUACGUAGAAACGUUUAUUGCGCCUGAGUAUCGGGCAAUUGUUUAUGAUAUCAUGUCAAAUGCACUGAAAGGAAAUGAAACCGCUAGUUUUGAAGUGCCGGUGAUUACAAAGAACGGUCGAAAACUGAACAUUUUACUGAAUGCAACCGCCCGCUUUGAUCAACACGGAGACAUCGUUGGUGUUGUCGGUAUCGGUCAGGAUAUUACUGAUCGGAUUGCUCAAGAGCAGGAAUACGCCAGACUUAUUGACUCAGCGAACGCCCCAAUUUUUGGUGUUGAUGGUAAUGGGCUCGUAAACAUCUGGAAUAAGAAAGCCGCAGAAAUCACGCAGUACACGCCCAGUGCUGUGAUGGGUGAAAAUCUGGUAGAAAAGUUCAUCACGGAAGACUACCGUGAGGCAGUUGGCCUCGUUCUAUCGGAAGCUCUCAAAGGCGUUGAAACUGCAAACUUCGAGUUUCCAUUGAUGACAAAGGCUGGAAGGCGUGUGGAGAUUUUAUUAAACGCUACUUCGCGGUUUAAUGAACACGGAGAAGUGAUUGGUAUGGUCGGAAUCGGCCAGGACAUCACAGACCGCAUUGCGCAGGAACACGAGUAUAGUCGACUCAUUGAUACGGCCAACGCUCCGAUUUUUGGUGUAGACUCAAAUGGGCGUGUAAACAUUUGGAAUCGGAAGGCUGCCGAUAUUAUGCAAUAUACAAAUGAGGACGUGUUAGGCAAAGACUUAGUUGCUGAAUUUAUAUCAAAUGAAUACAAGAUACCUGUGCGAAGCGUUUUAGAGAAGGCAUUUCAAGGUGUGGAGACGGCAAAUUUUGAGUUUCCAUUGAUCACGAAGGCUGGCCGUCGCGUGGAGAUUUUAUUGAAUGCUACACCGCGCUACAAUGAGCACGGCGAGGUGAAGGGUAUGGUUGGCAUUGGCCAGGAUAUCACAGAACGCAUAGCUCAAGAACAGGAGUACAGUCGUUUGAUCGAUACAGCGAAUGCCCCAAUCUUUGGUGUUGAUGCAAACAUGUGUGUCAAUAUUUGGAAUCGGAAAGCAGCACAAAUCACAAAUUAUGCAAUUGAGGAAGUUAUGGGUGAGAAUCUUGUGGAGACAUUUAUCUCGCCCGAGUUCAGGCCAAUUGUAGCUGAGGUAUUAUCACAAGCUUUAAGAGGUCUUGAAACGGCAAACUUUGAGUUUCCAUUGAUUACUCGUCCAGGAACGCGAAUUGAGAUCUUACUAAAUGCAACACCAAGGUAUAAUUCAAAUGGCAGUAUUGUUGGCGUUGUCGGUAUUGGUCAAGAUAUCACAGAUCGUAUUGCCCAAGAGCAUGAGUAUUUCCGACUAAUUGAUACCGCAAAUGCUCCCAUCUUCGGUAUCGAUACAAAUGGCUGCAUCAACGAGUGGAACCAGAAGAUCGAAGAGAUCACAGGUUAUCACAAGUCAAGCGUGCUAGGCCUUUCUCUGGUUCACACAUUCAUCAUCCCGGAAAGCAGACAGCAGGUUCGUCAAUUGCUGAAUCAAGCACUGAUUGGUAUUGAUGUCGGCGAGAUGGAGCUUCCGAUGACAACGAAGCGUGGCGUUUUCCUGCUGCUUCUUGUGAAUGCGUCCAGCAAAAAAGACAUGCACGGAAACAUUCGUGGUGUGAUAGGUGUUGGACAAGACUACACGGCGAGGAAGCAUAUGGAGGCUGCUAAGGUAAAUUUUUUGGCCUCUUUUAGUCACGAACUGCGGACACCAUUGAAUGGUGUACUGGGAAUGCUGGAGCUGUUAAAGGAACAGCCGUUGGACAAGGCACCUGAGCGCUAUGUGCACAUGGCAUAUGUGUCGGGAUCGCUUCUUUUAAACCUGAUUAACGACAUAUUAGACUUGUCAAAAAUUGAGGCUGGACAUUUGGAAAUUUCUGCCGCUCCGUUUCAAAUGCACGAACUUUUGGACUAUUCGAUCGAGAUUUUCAAGUUCAAGGCCCGAGAACGCGGACUUAAACUUGAUCUAAAGUAUGACGAUAAUGUACCGAAAGUUGCUAUUGGCGAUGUUGUGCGCCUUCGUCAAGUUCUGUUGAACUUGCUGUCAAAUGCGAUUAAGUUCACAAAUGAAGGCUCGAUUACCGUCACGUGCAGUGUUGUGUACACUCCUGAGCUGCCAAAAACGUUUAAGAAGCUCCUGUUCCAGGUCAUCGAUACAGGAAUUGGCAUGGAUGCAGAGGAAAAGAUGCGUCUCUUUUCACUGUUUACGAAACUGGAACGCACACGCCAGAACAAUCCCACGGGCUCUGGAUUAGGUCUUGCUAUUUGUAAGCAGCUUGCGGAGCUUAUGGAUGGCCAAAUUGGUGUUGACAGUGAGCUUGACGUCGGCAGCAACUUCUAUUUUACCGUUGUGGUUCGUUUGCUCGAUGACACCGAUGCUAAGGGGUUAUUUUAUACAGCAAAUGACUUGCUAACGGAUGCAUCUGACGCUACACCUUCCAUGGACACAUCGAAUGUGAAUUCGGGUGACAGUGUGACAAGCGCAGCUGCCGGUGGUGCGGCAAACAACGCGAAAGUUGUGAUUCCGAGGCAGGCAAGAAUUUUGGUUGUGGAAGACAAUGAGUUCAAUUGGGAGGUAGUAAAGUGUUUCCUUCAAGAAGCGGAUCAUCUACUACAGUGGGAAGUGAACGGUCGUGAUGCGGUAAAAGCUUACAAAUGGAAUCAUACCAAGUUUGACUUGAUCUUUAUGGACUGCGAGAUGCCUGUAAUGGAUGGCUACACCGCUACGAAAACAAUUCGUCAGUUUGAGUUAGAGAAUAACCUACCGCGCAUUCCCGUUCUAGGCCUGACUGCCUACGCCAUGAGUGGAGACCGACAGAAAUGCUUGAGCUCCGGUAUGGAUGAGUUCAUGGUAAAACCUAUCUCGAAGAAUAGCUUACUCAAAGCAAUUCGGCAAUGGAUGCGUGUUCGCUAUCUUAUACCUCAAUCUUCCAUUCCUUCGACUGUUGGGUCGAAUGAUUGUAAUCGUGCAAGCUCGGAAUGUGCUAGCGCAAAUAAUGCCGUACCAGGAUCAGUCUCUUCACCAGCGUCAUCGAGAGGCCUCGGAGUAGACGAGUCGGAUCUUGUUCCGGGGACGUCACCGACCCCGCGCCCGUCGUUUGACAGCGAUGCGGAAGAUACGGACCUCUUUAGCGCAUCACUGGAUUCCAAUUCUAGACUGGCGCCUGCCUCUCGUCAUAUGCAACAACUUGAUCUGGCGCGCGCAAUCUCGAAUUUGGAGCUGGAUGAUCCAAUGGCUAUAAGACGUCAGGUUGGUCCUACUGUGCGCACCGCAGUGCCUACGACGUCGAUCUUCAGUUUGGGCUCGUCGAUUGGUAACAGUACUCGUUCUAGCGGCCUUUUGAAUCUUCAGCGUGACACGGGCGGGGCUAUUGUUGAUAUUCCGGACUGGAAGCAAAUCAACAAGACGUCUGCAACGUUGCCUAACAUGAAGGACAAAUUACUAGAUCAUGCCGAGACUUCGGACCAGGUGUCUUCCCUUAGUAAUCCGACAUUAUGGAGCCACCCACCUUUUAUGGGAGGCAAAAAGGACUCCUCGACCUCACCAUCUCCGUCGCAGCAGCCUAUGUCUCCAAGUGGUGCUUCAGAUGGCAAGAGUUCUCGAGUUGUUACUGAAGGAGGUCGGAAUGGAAGCUCUCCCUUGAGCUCGCAACAAUUUGACUUCGAUAAAAGCUUGGACGAGCAUCCAUCAGGAGACCCAGUUGCUGCUAUACUAGAGCGUCUGAAUAUCAGUAGCCCAGCCGCUAGAAGUGGCACUCGAGGCCAACCAAGCGUUGACCACGCAACAAGUGCAACCAUUGAGGGCGAAGCUGCCGCGCGCGUAACGAUGGAUCCUACCAGCAUUAUCAUUCCUGAGGGCGACCCAGUCGACUAUUCGUUGGGUGUGGAGCAAUGCGGCGGCCAUGAAGAGCUCUUCUUGAGUCUGCUGGAGAAGUUCACAGUGAGCUGUGAUGCAAUCAUGUCACGUAUUGUAGCAGCCUACAAUGAAGGCAACAUCGCUGUUACGCGGCGAGAAUCUCAUUCGCUAAAGGGGUCCUCAGCGUAUGUUGCAGCAAUGCGUGUUUCAAAGGCGGCAUUUCGCGUUCAAAUUGCUUGUGAGCAGCUACAGCAGCAGCAAUCAGAGGUUGGCUCACGUCCAACUGAUGCGCUCUCACUGAAGCAAUCACUGAAUGAUGCGAUCACAUUGCUCAAGAAGGAGCACAGACAUUUGCGUGGGUAUCUCAGCCGCAACUUUGAAUUCCGAAGUAGCGGAAGUGCUUCUUCUGUUGCCACCUUGCAUGCCCAGAAUUCAACGCAUGACCGUGCUAAUGGACCCUGCGGGAUCAUGUAA
Molecule: messenger RNA, 8853 nt
Organism: Peronospora belbahrii
Lineage: Eukaryota; Oomycota; Peronosporomycetes; Peronosporales; Peronosporaceae
Source: the annotation of a GenBank genome assembly